This is a messenger RNA of Exophiala oligosperma, 1795 nucleotides long. RefSeq lists its product as uncharacterized. The transcript has 2 exons. The record is from RefSeq and is a predicted model, not a curated record. Bases 35 to 736 code for a protein of 233 amino acids. Lineage: Eukaryota; Fungi; Ascomycota; Eurotiomycetes; Chaetothyriales; Herpotrichiellaceae.
CUACAAGAACACAACCACUCGAGAACCUCCCACGAUGCGAUUGUUUUCCACCUCUCACCUAUCGUUCCUCCUGUUCGUCCUCGUCGCCCUGUUUCAGCCAUCCCUCGGCGCCAAAUCCGCCGCAACCUCCUUUUGCAAAUGCAUCUGCUUCAACAAUAGUACCAUUAUCGCGCUCAACCCUCCUCCGCCCUCACGAAGAGCCAGCCAAUUCCACAGUCUAGACAUAAGAUCCCCGGGUGACUAUGCAGAAGUAGCCUCACCGGUACCUGGCUGGUCACACAAAAGAGACACAGACGAUGCAGAAGGCGCAGCAGCAAAAGAUGAUCCGCUAUCGUCACCAUCGUCGUCGUCGUCUUCGUUGACGGCCGCUUCCACAACCACCACUUCAACCACCGUGGCCGUCGACGACGGAGACGAUGCCAAUGACCACCCACCGCCACCCCCUCCGGGCCGACCACAUAGAAAUCGCAAACUCAGCUGCUCCGACUGCACGAGGGCUUUCUGUCUCGACUACAACCUCCCCAUAUGCAAGGACGCAACAGAGGAGGACGUAUUCACUACAUGUUUUCAACGUGACUCUCUCAAGGACGAGACAGUGGUUGUGGUCUUCAUCUUCGCUACAGCCGGUCUCCUGGGUUGGGCCCUGGUGAAACCAUGGAUCGAUCGUCUGAGGGAACGCAAUACGUUCACACCGAUUCCUCAACGAGAUACACCACGCGUUAACAUCGGUCGUUGAACAACCUCUCACACUCAGAAACAGAAACCCUCAAAAAAGCCACGAUUGUUAUCUAAGCAGGUGUUUUCCUGCAUAAUUUUCCAUUGCAAUCAAGAAGGGGGUAUCUAGCUCAGUGUAUUUACUCAGCUUCGUCUCGGCCAUCAACGGCAUAAUAUCCACCAAGAAGUAGUACGCCGGAACCACACCUGACCCCGAAAACCAAGCACAAGAAAUAACAGGCCCUAAAAAGAAGACAUUCACGCCAAUAUGCUGCCAUUAAUCGCCUGCUUUUCUGGAUGUGUGAAAACUGUGCCAUAUCUCUCAACAACUUUUGUCAACGCUGAAUCGCUGUUCUUUUUGGGGGGGUUUUGAAGAAGGAUGAUCAAUGCUUGCUUUGCUGAACGUUCAAGAAAGGAAUCCAACCCGCUCACGCUUCGGGAGGUUGGUCUCGCCGUCCCAUUCCUCCUUCCAGCCAACAACUUCCCAAGCGGUCGAAUUAGCCAUACGGUCCUUAUUGGCCACAGUUUGUGAGCUCUGGAUUUUCUGGCGACGGACUUCUCGCUCGGCAAUGAUGCUAGCCAUGAGCUGAGGAGCGCCGGCAAUGUUGUUUCUCUGGAGGAUUGAAUUGAAGUAAAACAGAUGCUCAAAGUCGAUGUUGAGGAGAAUGUUGGUUGCCACAGUGUCUCGGAAUGUCGCAGUAGAAGCGGGCAUGAGCUCGGAUUGAGGCGAGGUAGGAGACAUGUCGGCGGAAGAUGGCAUGGAGCCAAAGACCAUGGAAGCCAGUGCUGGUUUGUGCUUGACACGGUUACCGUCGAGCAUCGGGAAUCGAGUUGCAAAGUGAAUUGGGGCUCCGGCGGUGUCGACCUUGAACUUGGUCACGUCCAUGCGAGCUGCCAGAAAGUGGAGGAUGGGUCUGAUGAUGGCGUUGCUAGCGACCACGUAGUCAGAACCAGUCGUGUUCUUACCAGACGAGACCACGGGUGAGUUGGCAAGGUCGAUAGCAUGCUUGUACGUGACUUCGAGGAUGUCCCAGUCGACGUAGUUGAACAAGAGUCUUUCCGCACAUACAGACACCUGGUC